Messenger RNA from Myxocyprinus asiaticus (Chinese sucker), 2468 nucleotides. Its product is annotated as protein associated with UVRAG as autophagy enhancer-like. The transcript has 12 exons. NCBI's taxonomy places the organism in Eukaryota, Metazoa, Chordata, Actinopteri, Cypriniformes, Catostomidae. Gene Ontology annotation, molecular function: phosphatidylinositol phosphate binding. Bases 149 to 2143 code for a protein of 664 amino acids. Gene Ontology annotation, biological process: autophagosome maturation; autophagosome-endosome fusion; autophagosome-lysosome fusion. Gene Ontology annotation, cellular component: intracellular membrane-bounded organelle; autophagosome membrane. The record is from RefSeq and is a predicted model, not a curated record.
GCAAGUGCAAAGCUGUUCUGCUUCUCUAAAGCAAUCAAGCACUACCUCAUUUACAGACGGAGGAAGUGAAAGAGUUUGACAUGAAGCAGAUCAUAUCAUAAACAAAAGCAACGACUUUUCAACUAGUUUCUGAAAAUUCAAAUGAGAUAUGUCAGAUGCCAAAACUAGCGGCAGCAUUCCCAGAGAGCUGCACUUUGUUAGCUGGUUAGUUAACUCUGAUUUAAAUGAGAAUCACUCUGACAGCACUAAUGAUGAUAUUGAUGAAAGUGGACUGAAGGAGUGUGAAUGUGAUCCUCCAGUUAGUGACUGGGACUCCUGCCUCCUCGACCCUGAGGAACAGUACCACCUGCCCAAGAGCAGUCCUGUCAUAUCCCGCAAGAGGCUUAACAUAGAGCUAGAGACAGAAAAACAGUCAUCUCCCACUGGAAUGUCUUUGACACCUCCAGUCCACAAUAGAUUGGAACUAUCUACCUCUCCAUCAACAACAGUGAACAACAAUUCAAAUCUACAUACACUGGAACAGCUGAAUAACUCUGAUAAACGGGAAGAACUUUCAGUUGUACCAAACAAAGCUUCAGUAUCUGUGCCAGAUAUAAACAAAGAUGCAUCCUCUCUUCCAGGUUGCCUUGAUCACUGCAAUUUGCCCAUGGGGUCUAUAGGACAGACAAAGUUUCACACAUAUCAUUGUGGUACAGGUUUCAUUUCACCUUUUUCUCAAGAGUCUCAGCUUCCCAGUCACUCUACUGGUAGGCUCAGCUUUGAGUCUGUUUCUAGAAGAUUGAGGGUCUCACAAAAUAAGGGCCUCCAGCCAGGACCUAAAAGAAGAGCCUUUUCUGACAUUACAUCAGUGUCUGGUCAGAGGAGCUCAGGCCAAGCUAAGAAAUGUGGGUCGUUUGUUGAUGUACACUCCACUGAAGACCUCUACAGGAGCAGUUUGGACUUAGACCAGGAGAAUGCUCAUUUUGUAGUUGUGGAUAUGGUGCUGGAAGUGCUCGAGACUGUGAAAUGGGUUGUGUGUCUGCGACAGUUAAACUGCACAAAUCCUUAUCAAGAUGGAUAUAAAACACACAACACCACAAAAACAGACUCAAUCUCCUCCUUUGACAGCAGGUUUGAGGACGACAGCACCCCAAACAGACAUUCUUUGGCUUCUUUUGAGAGUCCUCUCCAGAGCUCCAGAAUGCCGUGCUCUGCAGAACAUUUAGCCCAUCAUUUGGUGUCAGAGUUCAGGAAGCAGUGGUUCCCCUCUGAGCAACUGCAUAACCCUGACAACCUCACCUCAGCUCUGCAGGAAGUCUCUGUCCCCAUGAUGUCAGGGGACAUGAUCAGUCUAACUGAAGAGAUCAGGCAGAAGAGCAGGAUGAGAGGAACAUUAACCUGGGCUCCGCCCAGAUUUCAAAUCAUCUUCUGUGUUCAACCAACACACAGACGCAGUGAUGUCAUUGCUUCCCAGCACUUCCUGUGUGCAGGCUGUGGCACUGAAGUAAACCCCAGGUAUAUAAAGAAAUUGCAGUAUUGUGACUACCUGGGUAGAUACUUUUGUGAUGGUUGCCAUGGUGGUGGUGAAUCAGUGAUUCCAGCUCGGGUUCUGAGUAACUGGGAUUUUGCACGGUAUCCGGUCUGCCAUUUCUCCAGGCAGUUACUGGACUCCAUAUGGCAGCAACCGCUCUUCAAAAUCACAAGUUUGGCAAAGAACCUAUAUAACCAGGCCAAAGAGCUACAGCGUUUCAGGGAACUACAGGAGCAACUAAUAUCCAUCAAAAAGCUUCUGAGCACAUGUAGACUAUCAGCUGGAGUCUGUGCUGAGUUUGAACAACUUCCUUCUCACGUGAUGGGGGAACUCCACCUCUUCUCCAUGGAUGACCUCAUAAGGGUGAAAAAGGGUCAGCUCUGUAUCACGGCAAGAGCCUUAAUGCAGUCUGCAACUGCUCACAUAGACAAUUGUGAGCUGUGUCAGGCAAAAGGUUUUAUCUGUGAGUUCUGUCACGGGAAGGAAGUGCUUUUCCCUUUUCAGAGAUACACCUGUACCUGCUGCCAAGAUUGCAAAGCCUGUUUCCACAUCUCAUGUUUCCGCAAUGAAGCAUGUCCCAAAUGCACCCGACUACUGAAAAGAAAGAAGCUCCAGGAAGCCACAAAUUCAUAAAAUCUUUGUACUUUGCUGCAUUUUAAAAGUGGACACUUUCAGGUGUUCAUAGCCCUUGAAGAGUUGAAUUGUUUAUGUAUACGUUAAUGUGUUAUAUUUUUGUAAUUUUGUAUAGCACAGAUAAAAGACAUUUUCAUAUUUGUAAUCAGAGCUCUUGAUGACUCUGUACAACAUUUUCCUCUAAGAAGUAUUACCCAGUAAGAAGAGAAGAGACAUGGCAUUUUGCUGGUUAGGUUACAUAUGAUGUGGCAGUGUUAAUUUUUCCAUGUGUCUGAAAAUGUUACCAUUGUCACAAGAAACAAUGAAUUUUGGUCUUAAAAUGUUA